Fomitiporia mediterranea MF3/22 is the source of this 1961-nucleotide messenger RNA. RefSeq names its product MFS monosaccharide transporter. The record is from RefSeq and is a predicted model, not a curated record. Gene Ontology annotation, biological process: carbohydrate transport; transmembrane transport. The coding region runs from base 86 to 1693 and encodes 535 amino acids. Gene Ontology annotation, cellular component: membrane. Gene Ontology annotation, molecular function: carbohydrate:proton symporter activity. NCBI's taxonomy places the organism in Eukaryota, Fungi, Basidiomycota, Agaricomycetes, Hymenochaetales, Hymenochaetaceae. The transcript has 6 exons.
CGCACACCGAGUUUCUCUCGCCUCCCCGAACCUCUUCCCUCCUAGCCUCUCCCACACUUCCACACUACCUACUCCCACCUCACUCAUGGCAGGAGGUCCAGCUGCUGCUGGCGGUCCCGUCAUUGGCUCCGGCGCGUCUAAGAAUGCAGCUGCAGGUAUUGUCAUGAGCGCCUUCGCGGCUUUCGGUGGCAUUCUCUACGGUUAUGACACGGGUAUCAUCAACGGUGUACAGGCUAUGGAGGAUUGGCUCCGCACAUUCGGAGAGCCUACGACGGAUUUGACCGACUUCCCUGGCGGCUUUGGUAUUACGACUGGUCAGAGGUCGCUUGUUGUAUCCAUCCUCUCCGCCGGCACCUUCACUGGUGCGCUCAUUGGUGCUCCCGUCGCUGAUAUUCUUGGUCGUAAAUGGGGUAUCAUCUUCACUUGUCUCGUGUUCUCCGUCGGUGUUGCGAUGCAAACCGCUUCGACCGCAUUGCCGCUAUUCAUUGUUGGCCGUGUAAUUGCUGGUAUUGGUGUUGGCCAGGUCUCGGUCCUCGUUCCCAUGUAUCAAUCAGAAUGCGCUCCGAAAUGGAUUCGUGGUGCUAUCGUAUCCGGGUACCAGUGGGCUAUUACGAUCGGUCUUCUGCUCGCCUCUGUUGUGAACAACGCUACCGAAGGUCGGCAAGACCAUUCGUCUUAUCGAAUCCCGAUUUCCAUUCAAUUCGUCUGGGCAUUCAUUCUCGCAUCUGGUAUGGCCGUCCUCCCUGAAUCGCCACGUUGGCUCAUCAAGAAGGGUCGCGACGCGGAGGCUGCUAAGUCUCUCGGUCGUCUCACCGGAGCCUCUCCCGAUGAUCCUGCGGUCAUUGAUGAUCUCAACGAUGUCCGUUCGAACCUCGAGGAAGAGAAGAGACUUGGUACUGCUACCUAUUUGGAUUGCUUCAAGCUCGGCGAACCGAACAAGAUUUGCUUCCGUGUUUGCACGGGAAUGGCCCUGCAGGCUUGGCAGCAGCUUACUGGUAUCAACUUCAUCUUCUACUAUGGGACGACUUUCUUCCAAAACUCUGGCAUCAAAAAUUCUUUCCUCAUCUCCGUUGCUACGAACGUCGUCAAUGUGUUCAUGACUCUUCCGGGCAUGUGGGGUGUUGAGAGGUUCGGUCGUCGCCGUUUGUUACUUGUCGGUGCUGUGGGCAUGUGUGUGUGCGAGUUCAUUGUCGCUAUUGCUGGUGUCACUGUGCCGAAGUCGAAUCUGGCAGGGCAGAAGGUGCUCAUUGCCUUUGUCUGUAUCUAUAUUGCUUUCUUCGCAUCCACUUGGGGUCCGAUCGCCUGGGUCAUUACGGGUGAAAUCUUCCCUCUCAAUGUACGUGCAAAGGCCAUGUCUCUUGCCGUCGCGUCAAACUGGCUGUGGAACUUCGGAAUUGGCUAUGCGACACCUUACCUCGUCAACUCGGGCAAGGGCAAUGCCAACCUUCAGGCAAAGGUGUUCUUCAUUUGGGGUGCAACCUGCUUCUGCUGUAUUAUCUUCACAUACUUCUGCAUUCCGGAGACCAAGGGUCUUUCACUCGAGCAGGUCGACAUUCUGUAUCAGCACUCAACGCCGAUUACGAGCCACCGCAUUCGUGCCAAGCUCAUGGCGGAAAAUAUUCAUACAACAGAGCACGGCAAUCUCGAAGGGAAGGACGUGCACACGGAUAGCCAUUCCGAAGAGAAGGUCUAGAUGGAUCCCUUUAUCCCUUCAUCUAUAAUCUCUCACUUUUCUCCCUACCUCACCCCUCACUGACUGUCCUCUUAUGUCCCGCCGUUGUGGUGGCACUUUGCUUCGUAUAAAAUGGGUUAUGCUUUGUAAUGGGCAGAAUGCACAUACAUACAGAUCUGCAUUCAUUAUUUAAUUUUCGUCAUUAUUGUAACUCGGAUGAGUACAAUGAUCUCCUGUACUGCUUUUCAUGUUUGUUUCUGUACGCAAUUAUACGAUCAUUUCAUCCUUC